CAUUCUAAACAAAAACCAAGAUGUAAGGAAGAAAAAAACAUAGGGGCUAAAUUGCUGAAAUGUAUGUUUAGAAACAGUAACUUUUUUUAUCUUCAAUAUAUCUUUUUUGUGUGUAUGUAACGAUUUGAACGUAUGUGAAUAUGUUUUUUUCAUUUUUCCUUUAAAUUUACUUCUCUUACGAUGUAAAAGGGGAAACAAACACGUUUUCUUCAUUCUGUUCACUUUCAUUUUCCUUGUAAAACACUUUGUGCAGGAUUCUUUGUUUUUGUUGUUGUGGAGAUGAAAAGAAAUUAGGACUUUCCCUGAUCUCUUUAGAGACUUGACGUGUUUUUCCUGUCAUUCUGUUUUAUUUAUGAAUGAAAAAGUCACGUUUUACUAACCAUUCAUCCUAAAACUGUCAAAUGCAGUUGAAAACCUUAAAAACUAUUCCUCCAGACCACCUUAAAACCAAAAGAUGUCCAGAAUAAUUCAGAUGUUGAGGCAUCUUGAGAUUUGCUUUUUUGUUGUUUUUACACAUUUUGUGUUGCACCGCCUCCUUAUUUGCCAUAAAAUGCCAUAUAAACACAGACUUCCCCUCAAAAUUCUUGUUUUGUGUUUUUCUUACAGAUGCAUCAGUCCUCUGCCUCCUCACUCUCUGUCUGAAGGCAGGGAGAGGAGGCAGGAGCUGUACCCUGAUUCCUCCUCAGAGCUGGAACUGAAGCAGAUGCUGUGGCGGGGAGAGCUCCUGCCUCUUUUGUUGUGUCGGCGCAGAUAAAAAUCGGAUGAACACGGGUAAGGACCACCACUGACGCCUCCUCACAGCGAGCUGCACGCUCCAAGCCUGCAUCCUGGAUGUGCGACAGGCUCUCGGCAGGAUAACGGGGAGCUGCAAGGAUCGGUGGCGGGGAGAAGAAGAAGAAGAGGAGGAGGAGGAGGAGAAAAAAGAGGAGGGGCCGGCUUUGGUGCUGGAGCUGGUGGGCUUUCUCUGCCUUACAGACACAUUUUAUUGACUUGCUAAUUGGAUGAGGCUCUCGGAGGAGAGGAUGCAGUGACCGACAGGAGCUGCUCUUCAGAGGAUGGAUUCAGGCACAGAACAGCGUUGCGUAAAUCCGGCUAUUUAAUCAGCUUUUUUCUAGACAUGACAACAGAUGUUUUUGAGCAUCUCUCUGUGACCCUCAGAGCGUGGAUAUAAUUUUAUGCAUGACACCGUCGAACGGACGCUCCUGUUUCCAGACGCUUCGUGACAAGUGAAUGAUUUCCAUUUUUUCUGCUCCUCUUAUCCUUUUUUAUUUUUUAAAGCUAAUCAACUGGAGCUAUUUUUCUCGAUUGGUAUGAAUUUGAUGGUGAGACCAAUGCUUCAUCAGUCAAAAUAUCCAAGAGCCCUGAAUGGAUGUGCUUCAGGGGGAAAAUGAAGUCUUGCCAUGACUGAGGUGUGCAGCUCUGGUGAAGUCAGAGAGCAGAUGUCACCGUGCUGAGAUCUGCUGUCCCAAUGAGCAAAGCAGGUAACCCACAGAGACGCACCACCUACCUCAUCUCCCUCACUCUGGUGAAGGUUGAGGCUGUGCCAGAGGAUGUUGCAGAGAACCAGACGGAGGCGCUUCCAGAGGGGGAAGGGAGCCCUAAGAAGAAGAAGGAGGAGGAGGAGGAUGCAGAAAGGGCCGGAGUGAACGCUACCCCAGAAAAAAAUGAAUCAUGUGUGGAAGAGAGGGAUAAAACACCUGUGAAAGAGGAAGUGGAACAGGUGCAUUCCAAGUAUGGCAGUCCUGCUGAGAGCAGGCCGAAGCCUGAGAGAUGGGAGAUACAGGCGCCCCAGAAAGACAUGCCGUCUGCUGGCAAAAGCAAGGACACUUCUUUUAUACACCAGCCUGUCAGGCAGAUGAUCAAAGUGUAUGGGGGCCCAACGUCUGAGGGGACGGUGCGCAGAGAGGGGCCCCGCUCGGAAACCUUGCGCCCCAAAACAGAGCUUUACCGGGAGCCUCCAAAGCUCUUCCUGAAGGGUGAAAAUGGAGCAGAUUUGAACAGCCGCUCGCGCUCCAGCCUCUCCUUCUCCGUCCCGCCACAGAUCAACCAGCGGACUGAAGUUGCUGUGAGGCUACAAGCAGGAGGUAACUCCACAUGCUGGAGGGAGCUGAGAGAAACCAACACAAGUGUGUACCACACUGCUAAGACUUUGGACCGGAGGGACAACCGUGCAGGAGACCAGCCCCCCCUGACAGCAGCUGCGGCCCUGGGGCCUUACAGGGCCUCCUGGGCGGACAGUGAUGGCAGAGCCACCCUCAUUCGGCCCGGGGUGCCCAUGAGUGGAGGAUUCUCAGGCGUUGUGACCCGGGACAGCUCCCAGGGAGAGCGAUAUAAGGCAGUUUCUGUCUCCUUACCCGCUGCUCCUACCCCCGAUGUCUCCAAGCUUCAGAGAAAAGGUACAAGUUGUACCCUUGACAACAGCGAUCUGCACUCUUUCUCAGAGGACCUUAAAAAAGGAAAGGAUGCUCAGGGAGGCACGAUGCAGCGAGCCCCCCCACGUGAUCGCAAAAUGCUGAAAUUUAUUAGUGGCAUUUUUACCAAAAGUGCAGCUGUGCCAGCCAGUGCUAACACUGUGCCUCCUCUGUAUCCAGCUGUGGAGAGGGGCUCCAGUGAGGAGGAAGCUGUGUGCACGAGCAGUCAGGAAUGGACCAUGACUCAGCCGGUGCUGGAGCUUCACCUGGGCGUUCUGGGUGGUCUUUGCAGCGGGAAGUCUGCUCUUGUCCACAGACACUUAACAGGAAGCUACGUGGCCCUGGAAAAUGCAGAAGGACGCCAGUACAUUAAAGACGUGCAGGUGGAUGGACAGAGCCACCUGCUGAUCAUCAGAGAGGAGACAGAACUUCCAGGAGCUCAGUUUGCAAGCUGGGUGGACGCAGUUAUCUUGGUUUUCAGCUUAGAAAACGAAACCAGCUUCCAGGAAGUUUACAAAUUUUACCAACAGCUGGCUCUGCAUCGACCCAUCUCUGAGAUACCUUUCAUAGUCGUUGGCACUCAGGAUAAGAUCAGCAGCACCAACCCCAGAGUGAUAGACGACGCCAAGGCCAGGCAGCUCUGCUCAGAUGUACGGCGGUGUACCUACUAUGAAACCUGUGCGACCUACGGCCUCAAUGUGAACAGAGUCUUCACUGAUGCUGCUCAGAAGAUCAUGGCGGCCAAAAAGCAAGCUGCACUAUUGGCUUCCUGCAGAUCUCUUCCCAAUUCUCCCAGUCACUCUGGAGGCUCCACACCAGUGUCUGGCAUCUUUCCAGGACAGGCCAGUAACGGCGGUCAGAGCAGCGAUUACUCGUCCUCACUUCCCUCCACUCCUGUGAUCAGCCACAAAGAGAUCGGCAGAACAUUGAAAGGAGAGAAAUCCGACAGCGCCGGGCCUGGGUCGGUCCGCAGCGUCCGCAGGCGCACUCCCAGAUUUGCGGGCCGCAGAGGAAGUGAUUCCAAUAGAAGGAGUGCAGACUAUAAGGGGGAUUUUGGCAUCGGUCGCUCCAUUCCUAUCAAACAGGGCGUCCUACUGAAGCGCAGUGGAAACUCGCUGAACAAGGAGUGGAAGAAGAAGUAUGUCACACUGUCCAACGACGGCAUUCUGACCUAUCACUCCAGUGUGAAUGAGUACAUGCUGAACGCCCCGGGGAAAGAGAUGGACUUGCUGCGAGUGACGGUGAAGGUGCCGGGAAAGCGACCUCCUCGCGCCGUGCCCACGUGUGGUCCCCCUGCUGGACUCAACGGGCGGGUUAAAGAUGUGCUUGGACCCGAGGUCCCAGUAAGUCCAGGUAGCCUCCUGCAGGCGGGGGAGAUGGAGGAGCUCGGUGGGACGAUGUUCCUAAGGAGUAACAUAGGAAUGCAACAGUGUUCUUCCACGCUAUCCAACAAUGCUCCAGGCGUUGGGGGGUGGUGGGGAUUCAUGUCACUAGAUUCUGCAGUUGAAGGAGUCUCCAGCUCGUCUUCCACCAAAGAUGCAGGUUCUGCUUCCCCGCUGGCAGACAGGAAGAAGCAUCGCAGAAAGAAGAGCAUGAAUCAGAAAGGAGAUUCAGCCAUGGGCCAAGCAGAUGCCAAACGCAAAAUGUGGAAACUCAAAAGUUUCGGUAGCUUAAGGAAUGUAAGCAAGACAGAGGAGGACAACUUUGACUUCCUCGUCGUGUCGAGCACGGGGCAGACGUGGCACUUUGAAGCCCAGAGUGUGGAGGAGAGGGACUCCUGGGUCCAGGCCAUCGAGAGCCAGAUCCUGGCCAGCCUGCAGCUCUGCGAGAGCAGCAAGAACAAGGAUGGAAGGGACAGCCAGAGCGAGGCCGUGGCGCUGCAGGCCAUCCGGAACGCAAAGGGCAACAACUUCUGUGUCGACUGCGAUGCUCCAAAUCCGAUGUGGGCCAGCCUGAACCUCGGGGCUCUCCUUUGCAUCGAGUGCUCUGGGAUUCACAGAAACCUGGGGACCCACGUGUCACGGGUUCGAUCCCUGGCUCUGGAUGAUCUGCCGCGAGAGCUCACGCUGGUCCUGAGUGCCAUUGGAAACCACAUGGUCAACAGUACGUGGGAAUCCCGCACGAUGGGUCACCGCAAACCAGCACCUGAUGCUACUCGAAAGGAGCGGGAGUCCUGGAUUAGAGCCAAGUAUGAGCAGAAGCUGUUUGUUGCGCCGCUGCCUCCGCCCACUCCCAGCGAAGGGCCAGACAUCACUUUAUCCGGCCGUCUUCUGUUGGCAGUGAUGGAGCGCAACCUGCCCAAGCUGCUGCUCCUUUUGGCCCACUGCUCUAAGGAGGACAUCAACGCCCCAGUGAGGCUCCUCUCCAGGUCGCUCUUCAUGCUGCGGCUGCCCGGCUCCGCCCUCCACGCUGCCUGUCAGCAGGGGGAUGUGGUGAUGACACAGCUUCUUCUUUGGUAUGGCUGCGAUGUGCGAUAUCGGGACGCUCAGGGGCAGACUGCGCUCGCGUUGGCCCAAAGCGCAGGCAGCCAGGAGUGUGUUGACAUCCUCCUGCAGCACGGAUGCCCGAACGAACCGGCCCCCUCCAUCCCCCAGACAGCCGGCUUUGCAUCACCGGGAACACCCAGCUUCCCAGUUGCCAUGACACCCAGCUUGACUGCUGCCACGACUCUCAAGAUGCCGCACAAGAGCGGCGCCGCCAACCUGAGUUAUAGCACCUCCAAAAGAGCCGUGUCAUAAUCACAGCGGUGAAUGUGAGCUUUUAUGCUUUGCCGUCAUAGUGUCUGUGCGUCCACAGCAGGACUCGGUGCUCGGGAUGAUGCACUUCUUAGGGUUGGGGGGAGGGGGGCAGAUGGGGUUUUAGAGGUGAGCGUUUCAGGUAUGCAAACCUGUAAUUUCUCCAAAACAAAAAGGAAGAAAUUCUUCUGCCUACUUGUGACGCUUUUACCAGGAAUGUACUCCACUGUUUUUCUGCGUUCAUUUCAAAUUACGUUGCCAAUAUUCCACUUUUUCCUUCAUUCUGAUAAGAAUGGAAAUCUCCCUGCAGCCUCAAACUGCUUAUAUGAAGUAUGAAAGUGAAGAGCUGCAAUAAAAAAAAACAGCCAGGUGACGGUGGCUUUCAUCAAACUCUUAUCUGAACUCUCAGAUAAAAAUUUUGACAUGAAUGUGAGUUUACCAGAGCUGGUCAUUCUGUGCAUAAAUUGUGUAUUCUGUGUGUUGAUGUGAAAAAGACGGUGAAUGAAAUGAGGAAGCUGUUUUAAAGAGUUAAAAAAAACUGCCUAAAGUGUAUUGAUAAAAUAGUAAAAUUCAGAAAAAAGUGCUUAAUUUUCCAGGUUGUUAAUGUAUGAUUUGUACAGUUACAGUCGGUUCUGUGUAUAAAACUUAAGUGGUUGCUUAUUGCUGUUCAGAGAUUUACUGUACAGUUUCACUUUUUAAUUUGAUAAACACCUGAUUACUGAGAUUUCUAUGUUACGUCAAGUGUUUCUGACUUAAAUACUUUGCAGGAUGUGCACAUUAGAAUGCUAACACACAGUCAUGUGAAAAAGAAGCUUGUUUCUCUUUAGUCUUAAUGGCUUAAACGUUAGGAGUUUAUUAAAAGCUAUGGCAUUAGGAGAACUUAAAAUAUGAAGAGAUCAUUUUCCCGUCGGACCAAAUUUUUUUAAAUUAUUAUGGAUUGGUUGACGUUUUUGCCUCAUGGUUUUAUCUCCUUGAGUUUGCAGAGAUGUACAUUUCUCUUAUGGCUUCAGGGUAAGAAUUUCAACCUAAACUUAACAAAACUUUAAGAUUGCAUAAAAUAGGAAGUACCAAAGUGCAUUUAAUGCUGUGAUCAUAGUUCUCCCUGCGUGACCCAGUUUCAGACGGUUUGGUUGCAGUUCUUUUUAAGUCCUGUUGCUUAACAAUUAGGCCCACAUCAUGAUUCUUCCUCCAAUGACACUAAACAGUGGCUUGUGUUCAUAUUUAUUCACUUUGUACUGAAAACUUGUGUCAAAUAUCUCCACUGUGAUAUGGUGUGCUUUAAAGAUGUGAAAAGGCAGCUUUGUAGAUUGAAGUUCAGCUUAAAUUGUUUUUUUUUUUCUGAAAGCCUUUUUAAAUCCUCUACAUUUGUUGUGCUUUCUACAGUCGCUGAGCCCCCCCCCCCAUUGCAGCAAAGAAAAAAAAAGUGCAAACAAACAAAAAAACUGCUGCCAAUAACACCAAACACAGCUACAAAAAAAAUGCUGCAAAUGAAAAAGCCCUAACAGAAAUUGACUAGGUUAAUUUGGACUUUAAUUGCAAUAACAUUUUAUCUGUCAGUUGGUUCCACUCAGAUGUAUUUUCAACUCUCAGUGCCUACUGGUACUUGUGGUUUUUGGGAUUUUGUUUUUUUGGGGGGGGUAGACACUGUUCUGGAGUGAGACUAUGCGGUGAUACAUGUUACUGUUUUUCUGCAUAUUUGAGCAAAGCUCCAGAUCUCUAUUUUUCUCUCAUUAGUGGUCUUUCUGCAAACUGGGUUUCUCUGUGUUAACCAGAGCAACAAUAAACCAGCAUCUUCCAGUUUGCUGUCAAACCUGGCCAAACCAAAUAAUUCAUUAAAAAGUACAAAUAGUGACAUUGGACACUGACAUCUUCACUUACUUUCUUGUUCUUUUUCCUAUUUGAAUCUUGUUCUUUUUUUUCCUUCUCACAAGAGUCUGUGCACAAAAACAAUCCUCAAUAAUCCACUUCCGUUGUGGCAUUUUAUUUGCAGCAUUUUUUGUAAUUUUCAGUAUUUCAUUUUAUUUGCAGCAUUUCUUUUUGUUUGCUGCGUGUCAUUUUAUUUGGAGCAUCCUUUCAUUUGCACUCGUUAUUUACAUUUUAUUUGUAGAAAUGUUUGGUAUGUGCAGUGUUUUAUUUUGUUCAGAGCCUUUUCUUCAUUUGCAGCAUUUCUUUUAAUUGAAGUGGUUCGUUUGAUUUGAAGCAUUUCUUUUAUUUUAAGCAUUUCUUGUUAUUUGAAGAAUUUUUUGUUUUUUAAUUCUGUUUGAAAAUUUACAAAAAUACCUGAAGUUUUUCAUUUCCUUUAUUAGCAGAAUUUCUUUUAAUUGAAGUGGUUCAUUUGAUUUGGAGCAUUUGUUUUGUUUGCAAUAGCAUUUCUUUCAAUUGCAGCAUUUCUUGUUAUUUCGAGGGUUUAAAUUUAUUUGGAGCAUUUCUUUUAGUUACAGUGUUUCAAUUUGCAGCCAGAUUUAUUUUUAUUUGCAGCAUUAUUUUGUUAUUUUGAGCGUUUCAUUUUAUUUGGAAAAUAUUUUUUGCUGCAUUUCUUGUUAUUUGCAGUAUUUCUUUCAUUUGCAGCAUUUGUUUUAUUUGCAGUAUUUCAUGUUAUUUGGAGUUUAGUUUCAUUUUCUUUUUUGUUUGUUUGUUUAUUUGUUUGCACAGAAACUUUUUUGUGCUGUGUUGGCAGAUCUCUGCAACUGUAAUUUUCCUUCCAGUUUUACCAGCUUCAGAUUCACAUUUAAAGCUCUCCAAACUGUUGAUUUUCUUUUCUCUGUGAUUGGCUGAUGCUCUCUCGGGAAGAUUGGCAGCAGGAAACCUAAUUCUUAAUGCGGGGCUUUGAGUUUAGUUUACUAAAUGCAAGAUUUUGUUGAAAUAUUUCUGAAGCAAACAGUUAAAGAGGAUGAGGCUUGUUUUUCAUGUGACUGCCGCUCACUGUUGAGGUAAUAACAGACAUGUGAAUGAACAAGUGAACUGACUGAAUGUAGACAAAAAGAGAUGAUUUACCUAUUUCAAAUCUUAAAGUGUUUUUUCAGAUAUAUUGUUCUUUCAUCUGACAUCCUUCCUUCUUUCCUUAGGAGAAAUUAAAAGUUUGUUUUGACCUAUGAAAACCUCUCCUCUGUUAAAUCUGCUCCUGGAUGAUGUUUGUAAGUGAACGCAAACAUAAGGAAUGUUCUCUGUGUUUUCUUAAAAAAAAAAAAAAAAAGGCAAAAUAUCAACCUUCAUGCAGUACUCAGUGUUGUUUGUGUUUACCUGUCUGUUUCUGUGACGUGAGCAUCUAUUCUUUUCCAAACUCCUUCAGUGAAUCACAGAGGAUUCAUUGUCAAGACCUUUGACUUCCUGCAAUGCUGUUUUUCUUUGAGGUUCAGUUUGUCUGUUCAGAUUUUAUUGACCUUUUUUGAUCCCUCAAUAAACUAUAAGAUUUCCACACAGGAGUUUUAGAUUAAAGCUGAAGCACAUUCAGCUCAGUCGCAUUAUUUUACCGACGUCCUCCAGCUUUUCAGACAUCAUCUGGAUCAAACUGGUUCCUCAACAAACGCCGUUACCAGCUUCGACCUACUUCUUUGUAGGUCAACGUAAUGGGCUUAUUUAUAAAUUGAAGGAGAAUCUCGGUGGAGGUUUCAUUUUCUCGGAGUCACUGUUAAUUUCUUUUGUCAUUUUACAGAGAUUUUCAGACUCUUUCAGUGUUUUCCAUAAAUAGAUAGAAGCUCAAACAUCUAAACAUCUUGUCUGCUCCUACAAAGUUUGUUUUUGGAAAGAGUUUUAUGCAUUUUGACUGUAUUUGCUCACACUACAAACCUGAAUUUCUUUUGCUGUUACAUCUCAUGGAAAAAUGUCACAUUUUUUGUCUUUUUACAUCACUAUUUUAGGAAAAGGGACAAUAUUUAGAGGUUUUACCAAGCAAUUAUAGGAGUUUUACUGAGCUGAAUGAUAGAAAAUGAUAAAACAUAAAGUGACAUUUCAUAUUUUUUUAGCUGCUUUGCAUUAAUUAAUUCAUUAAAUUAUGGAAUUUUAAAGAGUCAGCAGCUGCUGACUAUUGAUCAAUGAUUAUAACCAGUUUUCUUUAGUUGGCAUUUUUUCCACUUUAAAAUAUAAUUCCAGCCAAAUACCUUCUAAAAGUACAAAAGCGUUUUGUGUAGACCAUCCUAUACAUGCAGCAGUCUUUAUUGAUUCUGGUUCUGCUGAAGAUUUUUUUCCUAAUCUGUCAUUAUUAAAGGAGAAUUUUUGCUUCUCCAAUCUGAUCUGUUUGUCAUUCAUAAAGCCUGUUGUCAUUACAUUAAAAUAAUCUGGCAUUGUUUGAAUUA
This is a messenger RNA of Oryzias melastigma (Indian medaka), 9438 nucleotides long. Its product is annotated as arf-GAP with GTPase, ANK repeat and PH domain-containing protein 1. NCBI's taxonomy places the organism in Eukaryota, Metazoa, Chordata, Actinopteri, Beloniformes, Adrianichthyidae. Gene Ontology annotation, cellular component: nucleus. The transcript has 20 exons. Gene Ontology annotation, molecular function: GTPase activity; protein binding; GTP binding. The coding region runs from base 1469 to 5149 and encodes 1226 amino acids. The record is from RefSeq and is a predicted model, not a curated record.